Elephantulus edwardii (Cape elephant shrew) is the source of this 3644-nucleotide messenger RNA. RefSeq names its product solute carrier family 6 (neutral amino acid transporter), member 15 (gene SLC6A15). Gene Ontology annotation, biological process: L-leucine transport; sodium ion transmembrane transport. The coding region runs from base 446 to 2644 and encodes 732 amino acids. Gene Ontology annotation, cellular component: plasma membrane. The record is from RefSeq and is a predicted model, not a curated record. Gene Ontology annotation, molecular function: proline:sodium symporter activity. Lineage: Eukaryota; Metazoa; Chordata; Mammalia; Macroscelidea; Macroscelididae. The transcript has 12 exons.
ACACGCGCGCGCGCGCACCUCCCGCCUGCAUCUCGUGCUCCUUCCCUGGCAGACACACAGGCGCUCACGAGUCUCUCCUCGCCGGAUCCGCAGGGCUGCGACCACUUCAACCUGAGCCCCAGCACCUGCCCUUGGCUAGCAGCUGCUCCUCUGCAAAGAGCUCCUUUGCGGCCUUCACCUCCUCUGCUACCUGGCCCGACUGUUAGGCGUCCGCAGCUCCUGCCCAGACGUGGAAGAGGCAAAGAGGCGCCUGGGCCAGACGCACUAACGGCACUUACAAAAUAUUGAACCUAGAGAUCCAGGAGCCUCACAACUUUAUCACUUUUAAUCAAAGAUUUCUUUAAUAUUCUCCUUGGUGUUUAUGUAUUACCUAGUCACAGUUUAAAAAAUUAAUUACCUUAUUUGCACUAAGGAGGUUAAAAAAAAAUAUUAUCCAGACUUUCAAAUGCCUAAGAAUAGCAAGGUGGUGAAAAGAGAACUAGAUGAUGAAGUUAUUGAAUCGGUCAAAGAUCUUCUUUCUCAUGAAGACUCAGCUGAUGAAGCUUUUAAGAAGAGUGAACUAAUUGUUGAUGUUCAAGAUGAUAAAGAUGUUGAUGUUGAAGAAGGAUCUGAAGUUGAAGAUGAAAGACCAGCUUGGAACAGUAAACUACAAUACAUACUGGCCCAAGUUGGAUUUUCUGUAGGUUUAGGGAAUGUUUGGCGAUUCCCAUACCUAUGUCAGAAGAAUGGAGGUGGUGCCUAUCUUUUGCCAUAUUUAAUACUGCUUCUGGUGAUAGGCAUUCCCCUUUUUUUUCUGGAACUUUCUGUGGGUCAAAGAAUUCGGCGAGGCAGCAUUGGUGUAUGGAAUUACAUAAGCCCUAAACUGGGUGGUAUUGGAUUUGCAAGUUGUGUGGUGUGCUUUUUUGUGGCUCUCUACUACAAUGUGAUCAUUGGCUGGAGUUUUUUCUAUUUUUCUCAAUCUUUUCAGCAACCUCUACCAUGGGAUCAGUGUCCAUUGGUGAAAAAUGCUUCACAUACAUUUGUGGAGCCUGAAUGUGAAAGAAGCUCAGCCACCACCUACUAUUGGUACAGAGAAGCACUGAAUAUUUCCAGUUCCAUCUCUGAAAGCGGAGGCUUAAACUGGAAGAUGACCAUCUGCCUGUUAGCUGCCUGGCUUGUGGUCUGCUUGGCUAUGAUUAAAGGCAUCCAGUCUUCUGGAAAAAUCAUGUAUUUUAGUUCUCUUUUCCCAUAUGUAGUACUUAUAUGCUUCCUAGUCAGAACACUCCUUUUGAAUGGCUCAAUUGAUGGCAUCCGCCACAUGUUUACCCCCAAACUUGAAAUAAUGCUGGAGCCCAAGGUCUGGAAAGAAGCUGCUACUCAGGUGUUCUUUGCAUUAGGUCUGGGAUUUGGUGGCGUAAUUGCCUUUUCAAGCUACAACAAGAGAGACAACAACUGCCACUUUGAUGCUGUCUUGGUGUCCUUCAUCAAUUUUUUCACUUCUGUCCUGGCAACAUUGGUGGUGUUUGCAGUUCUGGGCUUCAAAGCCAAUGUCAUAAAUGAGAAAUGCAUUGCACAAAACUCAGAGAUGAUUGUGAGCCUUUUGAAAAUGGGAAGCAUUAGUCAGGACAUUAUUCCUCAUCAUAUCAACUUUUCAGUUAUUACUGCAGAAGAUUACCACUUAGUUUAUGAUAUCAUUCAAAAAGUGGAAGAAGAGGAGUUUCCUGCUCUUCAUAUCAACUCCUGUCACAUUGAAGAUGAGCUAAAUAAAGCAGUUCAGGGGACUGGUUUAGCUUUUAUUGCCUUUACAGAAGCGAUGACACACUUCCCAGCGUCUCCUUUCUGGUCAGUGAUGUUCUUUCUCAUGCUGAUUAAUCUGGGGCUUGGCAGCAUGUUUGGAACCAUCGAAGGGAUCAUCACACCUGUAGUAGACACUUUCAAAGUGAGAAAAGAAAUCUUGACUGUUAUUUGCUGUCUUCUGGCAUUCAGUAUUGGCCUGAUAUUUGUUCAGCGCUCUGGGAAUUACUUUGUUAUGAUGUUUGAUGAUUAUUCUGCUACUCUGCCUCUUCUAAUUGUAGUAAUUUUGGAGAAUAUUGCUGUAUCCUAUGUUUAUGGCAUAGACAAGUUUAUAGAAGACCUCAAGGACAUGCUGGGCUUUUCACCCAACAGAUAUUACUACUAUAUGUGGAAAUAUCUUUCUCCUUUAAUGUUAUUAUCAUUGCUAGUAGCUAGUGUUGUGAAUAUGGGAUUAAGUCCACCUGGCUAUAAUGCAUGGAUUGAAGAUAAGGCAUCUGAAGAAUUUCUGAACUAUCCAACAUGGGGAUUAGUUGUCUGUAUCUUGCUAAUCAUCCUGGCCAUACUCCCUGUCCCAGUGGUCUUCAUUAUUCGUCGCUGCAACCUCAUAGAUGAUAGUUCUGGUAACUUAGCCUCCGUGACCUAUAAGAGAGGAAGGGUCCUGAAAGAGCCUGUUAACUUAGAAGGAGAUGAUGCAAGCCUUAUUCAUGGAAAGAUUCCAAGUGAGAUGUCCUCUCCAAAUUUUGGGAAAAAUAUUUAUCGAAAACAGAGUGGAUCACCAACUCCAGAUACUGCUCCCAAUGGACGGUAUGGGAUAGGGUACUUGAUGGCAGAUAUGCCAGAUAUGCCUGACAUGCCAGAAUCUGACUUGUAGCUGGAGAAAGAUAGCAGCAAGUUUUCUUUGGUUCAUUUUUAUCACUGAACAUUGGCUCUAUUAAGAGAAGCAUUAGGCUUCACUUAUCAGAGGGCGAUCUCAGGUGUUCCAUGGCUGUGAUCUUUAAUCCUAACAGUGUAUGUACAUUCAACUAGAGCAUUCCUUCAGAUUCUUUGGUUUACAUUUCAGCUGAAAGGAUUACAAACAGCUUACAAUUACUGAGGUCCAUGUUUGUCAAGAUUUUUUAAAGUUCUUUCAGUGUAUUUUCAACUAUUUCUAUCUCUUCAAAAAACACAACAAAACAGGUAUUACCUCAGUUUCUAAUAAUUUCUAGAUUUAAUAUUUAGUAUUGGCAGUUAAAAAAUGGUAUACCUUAAAGUUUAUAAGCUUACCUUCAGGUUAACCCCCAGUAUUACACGGAUCAGUUCUGUAAGUUCAUGCCUCUCAGCACAUUUUCAUGAAUAUAUUGUGUAGAUAGGCUCUACUUACUUUGUGAGCAUUGAUACCUUCUUAGGCAAUUAGUGAAGAAAUUUGCAAAAUAUUUUCUUAUGUUAUAGCUGUGUGGAGCAAUAGUAUCAAAGAACAAGAGGCACUAAUGCUGGGAAGAGAAGUUCGAUUCAGAGGUGACUGGGGAUCAUGUGAGUGGUAGCAGUGUAUUUUGUGUAAAAUAUAUGUGUGAAAGUAAUCUAAGAGUAAGUUACUCAGCACUCUCAAGAAUUAUGCAGAUUUUGCAUUUUUCAAUGCCAUGUGCCUAAAAACCUACUUGAUAUUCAUUGUGGUUCUGAGAUUACUUAGAGUAUAUUUAUAUAAUAUACUUACAAUGUACAUAGAUGUAUAUUAGUACUCUUAAGUACUGACUUGAAAACUUGAAGCAAGAUAGCAUUUUAUUUCAUAUCUUUCUGUUUUGCUUCUGUUUUAUGCAAACCUAAAUCCUUUUUUUAAGUGAUUGUUAAAAUUGUAUGGCAUUACAUUUUACUCUCUGAAUAAACAAGGUUUAAAA